AUGGUGGACAAGGCAACCACCAAGCAGAGCCCCACGGUCAAAGGUGGAGCCUCUGCUGCGGACAUGGCCGCUCGCCCAUUUCAGUGCGAAUGGCAUGAAGGUUGCCCCAAAAGUUUCAAUCGCAAAUCCGAUCUCCAACGCCAUUACCGAAUACAUACCAAUGAACGCCCCUACGCUUGCGACUACAAACCUUGCAGCAAGACAUUCAUUCAGCGCAGCGCCUUGACCGUCCACCGCCGUACCCAUACUGGUGAUAAGCCCCAUAAGUGCCCAUUCACGGGUUGUGGAAAGUGUUUCUCAGACUCUUCGAGUCUGGCCAGACAUCGCCGUAUACAUACCAAUGACAAGCCCUAUAUUUGCAGAAACCAGCGCUGCAAGAAAGCUUUCUGCCGAAAAACCACCAUGACAAAACACAUCCGAAAAGAACAUCCCGCAGAACCCAUCCAUGAGGAUCAGGAUGCUGAAUAUUCGGAUGAGGACGCCUCAGAAGAAGAAGAGCUCGAAGAAGAUACUGAGGAAGGCAAGGAAGAUUCUCAGCUUCCUUAUCAAGAGCCGGCGGACCUCGAUCAAAGGAAUCAAUCGGUUGGGGCACCGAGCCACUACAACAGAAGUCUUUGGCGUCUGCCGGGAGAAACGGUCCAACGCCCAAGUCCUCUCCGGCUACAAAGGCCAAUCCCACGCUCGGAAGCCCCAAUCAUCCAUGAGAUCAAGCUUGAGCGCUCCUGCUCUUCCACCCCGCAAAGAUCCUUGACCGACCCCUAUCCCACCGGACCAAUGCAUUCUUCCGAGUACUCACCCGUCAGAGCGGACACAAUGCCUGACGGCUUACCCCAAGCGCCCGCAAGCGCUGGUGUGCCUCCCCAGUAUCAGCUGGGAAAUAACAGCAACAUGGGCAUUUGGAGUCCACAGUCGCUGCAGGACAGUCCCACUAGUCUAACGCAUUCAUCUCCGAGCUCUGCCAGUACUCAGUCCCAUUCGCUGUUCGCAUCGCAGUCCUAUCAGCAGUUUCAGCAAGUUAGCAUACCUGAGCCAAUGUCGUAUCCGGACCAUCAAGAAACCGUUCAGAACUUAGAACAGUUGAAACUCGGGCAGUCCCAGCUGCACCAAUACGGGGCCCUUCAACAGAACGUGUCUCAGCAAGACGCAUACACUGGCAUGUCUCGAGAAGCUUCUCAAAACCAUGCAUACAAUGGUACACAAGCUCAAAGCGUCGCUCAGCACUAUCAGAGUGACAUGCCACCAACACCAGCACCGACUCAAUCGAUGCCCCAGUACACAGCGCCCAUACAAGAGGUGCCUUAUCAAGCACCUCAAUUCCUCCCUCCAGACAAUUACCCUAUCGGCAACCAAUACUUUUCACCCCACAUUAACGGCCUGUACCAAUACAAUGACGGGAUGGACUGGUGGAAAGAAGAGGUCAAGCCAGAAGAUUACUGGACGCUCAUGCCAAGUCAACGAAUGCAGGGCAACGACUGGCCUUCAUGA
This is a messenger RNA of Letharia columbiana, 1485 nucleotides long. RefSeq lists its product as uncharacterized. Gene Ontology annotation, molecular function: RNA polymerase II cis-regulatory region sequence-specific DNA binding; DNA-binding transcription factor activity, RNA polymerase II-specific. The record is from RefSeq and is a predicted model, not a curated record. Gene Ontology annotation, biological process: regulation of transcription by RNA polymerase II. The coding region runs from base 1 to 1485 and encodes 494 amino acids. Gene Ontology annotation, cellular component: transcription regulator complex; PcG protein complex. The transcript has 4 exons. NCBI's taxonomy places the organism in Eukaryota, Fungi, Ascomycota, Lecanoromycetes, Lecanorales, Parmeliaceae.